This is a messenger RNA of Ilex paraguariensis (yerba mate), 396 nucleotides long. The record is from the annotation of a GenBank genome assembly. Lineage: Eukaryota; Viridiplantae; Streptophyta; Magnoliopsida; Aquifoliales; Aquifoliaceae.
AUGACCACUGUGUCCAGUGAACCGGACCCGGAAAGGGAGUUCCUUUGCUGCGACGAUACGAUCCAUUCACUGAGACUGAGCUUCUCUGUUCACUUCAACGUCGGCUAUAUAUGUGCGAAUUUGCUUGCCUCCAUCUUUAAGAUUUCCGUCCUCACUUUUGAGCAAAAGGUGCGCAAAGAAAACCGCCUCUUGCUUUUCCAAAUUGGAGAAAUGGAAGAUCUGGAUGAUGAGUGGGAAUAUACAUCACCCAAAAGUGAAGUGGUUCUUCCUCCACUUUUGGUGACAUCUGUUCUUGGGUUUGCAUUUUCGGUUCCAUUUGGGGUUGUCUUUGCAACUUAUGCUAGCACUGAGAAUGUGCGUUUUGGAGAAGUUGUAACAGAAGAUGAAGAAAAAUAA